ACAGUCGCUCCAUGUGAGCUGGUGGGCGACUGGAAACCCCUCCGAGUCACGCUGCCCAGCGGCCGGGGGAGCGCUCGCCCGCAGUGGCGACCUCAGCACCGCCGUCUCCGGCGUGCUCCGUGCUCCUUCUGCGUCCUCCGCUCUUCUGGUUUUCCGCCUCGUCCCCUGGUGAUUUUUUUUCUUUUUUUUUUUCCCGAGAGGGAGAGGGCGGGGUAGGUGUCCCCUCCUCUGCUCCCCCCUCCCUUUCCUUCUCGGUUUGAAUUCUUCCCCCUGGCGUUGGUUCGCAGGAGCAAGAGGCAAGACCCGCGCGGAGGGAAGACGAAGGCUGCGACCGCCCUGCAGCUCCCAGCCCCGCCGGACUGGAGCCCGGAGCGGGUGAGGGGAGAAAAGAGGAAGUAGGAGGGGCUUGGCUUUCGGUCGUGCCUGAGGACGGCCCAUCUCCCUUCGAGAACCCCUCGGAGAGACUGACGGCAUCUCUCUGCAGCGAGCCUUUGGAGUACCGCGAGCCAGGAGGCGAAGGAUGCCGGUGGCUCGGGGAGCCGGCUGCGGGGCAGCGCUUUCCUUCUGGCUGGUCGGCAGCAUCCUCUGCAGAGCCUGGACGGCUCCCGCCACGUCCCAAAAAUGUGACGAGCCACUUGUGUCUGGACUCCCCCAUGUAGCUUUCAGCAGCUCAUCCUCUAUGUCUGGGAGCUAUUCUCCUGGCUAUGCCAAGAUCAACAAGCGAGGGGGUGCUGGGGGAUGGUCUCCAUCAGACAGUGACCAUUAUCAAUGGCUUCAGGUUGACUUUGGCCAUCGAAAGCAGAUCAGUGCCAUAGCAACCCAAGGAAGAUACAGCAGCUCAGACUGGGUGACCCAAUACCGCAUGCUCUACAGCGACACAGGGAGAAAUUGGAAACCCUACCAUCAAGAUGGGAAUAUCUGGGCAUUUCCUGGGAACGUCAACUCCGAUAGUGUGGUUCGGCAUGAUUUACAGCAUCCAGUAAUCGCCCGCUAUGUGCGCAUCGUGCCUCUGGAUUGGAACGGAGAAGGCCGCAUUGGGCUCAGAAUUGAGGUCUACGGCUGUUCUUACUGGGCUGAUGUUAUCAACUUUGAUGGUCAUGUUGUGUUACCAUAUAGAUUCAGAAACAAGAAGAUGAAAACACUGAAAGAUGUCAUUGCUUUGAAAUUUAAAACCUCCGAAAGUGAAGGGGUAAUCUUGCACGGGGAAGGACAGCAAGGGGAUUAUAUUACUUUGGAACUGAAAAAAGCCAAGCUGGUCUUCAGUUUAAACCUAGGAAGCAACCAGCUUGGCCCCAUAUAUGGCCACACGUCCGUGAGGACAGGAAGUCUGCUGGAUGAUCACCACUGGCACUCUGUGGUCAUUGAGCGCCAGGGCCGGAGCAUCAACCUCACCCUGGACAGAAGCACACAGCACUUCCGCACCAAUGGGGAGUUCGACUACCUGGAUUUGGACUAUGAGAUAACCUUUGGAGGCAUACCUUUCUCCGGUAAGCCAAGUUCCAGCAGUAGAAAGAAUUUCAAAGGCUGCAUGGAAAACAUUAACUACAAUGGCAUCAACAUAACUGAUCUCGCAAGAAGGAAGAAACUAGAACCCUCAAAUGUGGGAAAUUUGAGUUUCGCAUGCGUGGAGCCCUACACGGUACCUGUCUUUUUCAAUGCUACCAGUUACCUGGAGGUGCCUGGACGGCUUCAUCAAGACCUGUUUUCGGUUAGUUUCCAGUUCAGGACUUGGAACCCCAAUGGUCUCCUGCUUUUCAGUCAUUUUGCGGAUAAUUUGGGCAACGUGGAGAUUGACCUCACUGACAGCAAAGUCAGCGUUCACAUCAACAUCACGCAGACCAAGAUGAGCCAGAUAGAUAUUUCCUCAGGUUCUGGGUUGAAUGACGGCCAGUGGCAUGAAGUCCGUUUCCUAGCUAAGGAGAAUUUUGUUAUUCUCACUAUCGACGGAGAUGAAGCCUCAGCAGUCCGAACUAACAGUCCUCUUCAAGUUAAAACUGGCGAGAAGUACUUUUUUGGAGGUUAUCGGAACCAGAUGAAUAACUCAAGUCACUCUGUCCUUCAGCCUUCAUUCCAAGGAUGCAUGCAGCUCAUUCAAGUGGAUGAUCAACUUGUAAAUUUAUACGAAGUGGCACAAAGGAGGCCAGGAAGUUUUGCGAAUGUCAGCAUUGAUAUGUGUGCCAUCAUAGACAGAUGUGUGCCCAAUCACUGUGAGCAUGGUGGGAAGUGCUCGCAAACGUGGGACAGCUUCAUAUGCACUUGUGAUGAGACGGGAUACAGUGGGGCCACCUGCCACAACUCCAUCUAUGAGCCUUCCUGUGAAGCCUACAAACACCUAGGCCAGACAUCAAAUUACUACUGGAUAGAUCCUGAUGGCAGUGGACCUCUGGGGCCUCUGAAAGUUUACUGCAACAUGACAGAGGACAAAGUGUGGACGAUAGUGUCUCAUGAUUUGCAGAUGCAGACGACGGUGGUGGGCUACAACCCAGAAAAAUACUCGGUGACACAGCUCGUUUACAGUGCCUCGAUGGACCAGAUCAGCGCCAUCACCAACAGCGCCGAGUACUGUGAGCAGUACAUCUCCUAUUUCUGCAAGAUGUCCAGGUUGUUGAACACCCCAGAUGGAAGCCCUUACACCUGGUGGGUGGGCAAAGCCAACGAGAAGCACUACUACUGGGGCGGCUCCGGGCCCGGAAUUCAGAAAUGCGCCUGCGGCAUCGAGCGCAACUGCACGGACCCCAAAUACUACUGCAACUGUGACGCGGAUUACAAGCAGUGGAGGAAGGACGCUGGCUUCUUAUCCUACAAAGAUCACCUGCCAGUAAGCCAGGUGGUGGUUGGAGAUACUGACCGGCAAGGCUCGGAAGCCAAACUGAGUGUGGGUCCCCUGCGCUGCCAAGGAGACAGGAAUUACUGGAAUGCUGCCUCUUUCCCAAACCCAUCAUCCUACCUGCACUUCUCUACUUUCCAAGGGGAAACCAGUGCAGACAUCUCUUUCUACUUCAAAACAUUAAUCCCCCGGGGAGUGUUUCUUGAAAAUCUGGGGAACACAGAUUUUAUCAAACUCGAACUGAAAUCUGCCACGGAAGUGUCCUUUUCAUUUGAUGUCGGAAACGGGCCAGUGGAGAUUGUGGUGAGGUCACCCUCCCCUCUCAACGAUGACCAGUGGCACCGGGUCACCGCGGAGAGGAAUGUCAAGCAGGCCAGCCUGCAGGUGGACAGGCUGCCCCAGCAGACCCGCAAGGCCCCAACGGAAGGCCACACCCGCCUGGAGCUCUACAGCCAGCUGUUUGUCGGUGGUGCCGGGGGCCAGCAGGGCUUUCUGGGCUGCAUCCGCUCCCUGAGGAUGAAUGGGGUGACACUGGACCUGGAAGAAAGAGCAAAGGUCACAUCCGGGUUCAAAUCCGGGUGCUCGGGCCACUGCACCAGCUACGGGGCAAACUGUGAGAAUGGAGGCAAAUGCAUAGAGAAAUACCAUGGGUAUUCCUGCGAUUGCUCCAACACAGCCUAUGAUGGAACAUUUUGCAACAAAGAUGUGGGUGCAUUUUUUGAAGAGGGGAUGUGGCUGCGGUAUAACUUCCAGGCGCCCGGGUCCGGUGCUAAGGAAUCGGGCAGCAGGUCGGAGAACUCCCUGGACCCGCAGAAUGGGGCCCCGGACCUGGCCCGCGAGGAGAUCUGCUUCAGCUUCAGCACCACCAAGGCACCCUGCAUCCUCCUCUACGUCAGCUCUUUCACCACCGACUUCCUGGCAGUUCUCGUCAAACCCACCGGAAGCUUACAGAUCCGGUACAGCCUGGGUGGCACCAGGGAGCCAUAUAAUAUUGAUGUGGACCACAGGAGCAUGGCCAAUGGGCAGCCCCACAGCGUUAAUGUCACCCGUCACGAGAGGACCAUUACUCUCAAGCUGGAUCAUUAUCCUUCUGUGAGUUACCACCUGCCAAGUUCGUCUGACACUCUGUUCAAUUCUCCCAAGUCGCUCUUUCUAGGAAAAGUUAUAGAAACAGGGAAGAUUGACCAAGAGAUUCACAAGUACAACACGCCGGGAUUCACUGGGUGCCUCUCCAGAGUUCAGUUCAACCAGAUCGCCCCUCUCAAGGCAGCCUUGAGGCAAACAAACGCCUCAGCUCGCGUGCACACCCAGGGCGAGCUGGUGGAGUCCAACUGCGGGGCCUCCCCGCUCACCCUCGCACCCAUGUCGUCUGCCACCGACCCCUGGCACUUAGACCACCUGGAUUCAGCCAGUGCUGAUUUUCCGUAUAACCCAGGACAAGGCCAAGCUAUAAGAAAUGGAGUCAACAGAAACUCAGCCAUCAUCGGAGGGGUCAUUGCCGUGGUAAUCUUCACCAUCCUCUGCACCUUGGUCUUCCUUAUCCGGUACAUGUUCCGUCACAAGGGCACCUACCACACCAACGAGGCCAAGGGAGCAGAGUCGGCAGAGAGCGCGGACGCCGCCAUCAUGAGCAACGACCCCAACUUCACAGAGACCAUUGACGAAAGCAAAAAGGAAUGGCUCAUUUGAGGGGCGGCUCUUUGGUGAUGGGAUGAGGGCAGGGGGAGUGACUGGGGAGGAGGGCAAGGGACAGAAGCACCCUACUUCGUACUCCUGAGCACAUCCUACAAAUAUUAGCACAAGUUGGGGGAGGCAAGCGACAGAAAACUCCUGAGACUGACGGCCACAAGAAAUACUUUCUGAUAUUUAUUUAUAGCUGAGUUUCCCCUUCUGUAUCAAAACAAAAUAAUACAAAAAAUGCUUUUAGAGUUUAAGCAGUGGUUGAAACUUGUAGGUACUACCUGUCUUAUUUUGUGUGUGUUUAGAGGUGUUCUAAAAACCCAUGGUAACAGGGCAAGCUUCCUACAUUUUUCAGAGCCCUUAGAAUGGGGAUAUUUUUUCUUGAGAAAAGCUGAUGCGCAGUAUACAUGACUUCCAGCAUUUUCUUCCUUUUACAUAGAGUCAGCCUCUAACGGGCUACUGUAGUAACUAGUUCGUGUUCACGUAAUAUUUCUUUUGGUGUCCUGUGAAUUGGAAAAGGAGAGAUGGGGCAGAGAGAACCUAUGAUGUGACAGUUCUCAAAGAGACCUCAGUCUGUGCAGCUCUCUGAGAGUUCCCACCAGAAACAGCUGGAGGAAGAGGGGGUGUGGCCCCUCUUGUGUGACAACGUGUGAUCAGUACAACCGAGAGCAGCUUUCAGAACCGAGGAAGCAGUUUCCUGUUGGGAUCGUUGCUUUUAUAUUUCAUCAGAUUCUGCAAGAUAAUACUGUUCCACGUCUGCAGUCUUAGCCCUAUCCAGUGUCUGUAACUAUCAGCUACGAUACCUGGUGACCAGCUGUUACAAAAAAAUUUUCCCUCUGCUUUACCUACAACAUAUUGGGUUAGCUUGUAUGUGUGUGUAAGCACCUCAGUGGGGAAUUAGAGCCAGAUGUUAAGACUUGUCUGCUCUGUUUCUUUUAUAGUUGGUAGCAAGAGUACGGAUGCUUCCUAGUAAAUGCAUAAAUUAUGUUGGUCUUCUUAUUUUGCUUUAAAUCUCUAGUCUUUAAGCCCCGGGACAAGAUCCUAGCAGACAGUGUCCUCUGAAUGGAUGAACCAAAAUAAAGCCAAGUUGUGACUGCUAGUUUUGUUAUUGCUGUUACUCUGGAAUCAUGUGGAACACGCUGCCGUAUUUUAACUCAUCUACUUCCAUGUAUUGUUCCAUCCUAAACAGACACACUGCCAUGAUUCAGGGGCCU
Molecule: messenger RNA, 5721 nt
Organism: Aethalodelphis obliquidens (Pacific white-sided dolphin)
Lineage: Eukaryota; Metazoa; Chordata; Mammalia; Artiodactyla; Delphinidae
Gene: CNTNAP2
Product: contactin associated protein 2
Exons: 24
Coding region: 521-4516 (1331 amino acids)
Source: RefSeq, a predicted model, not a curated record